AUGGGUUCGACAUAUCGACCUCAGUCUGCUCAUCUGGCAGAUGUGAAAGGAAAGGGUAUUCUUUAUGAAGACGAUGAUGAUCCCAUCAAACUGUCCGUCGAUGAUGAUGCGAACUGUCUCUGGCCAAAAGGAUCAACCAAUAUGAGGCGUCUUGCGAGUAUGAUAGUUUCUCCUACGGGAACAUCACAUGUGAAUGAUGCGAAUGUCACAAUUAGAGAUAGAGGAGUAACUAGAUCCCUUACUUUUCAUCCAAAGAGUCUUCAAGUGGAAGUUAAUUGUUUGGAGAAUGAUCAGAUGAUAGGGGCAUUGAAUGAUAUGGAGAAUGACAUGGAGAUUGUGAAGCAGGCUGAAGAUGGGAUGCUAGAUUGUCAAGAUCAAGAUUGUGAUCUUUUGGGGGAAGAACUAAAGGAAUGGGAGGAGUCAUAA
Eruca vesicaria subsp. sativa (arugula) is the source of this 426-nucleotide messenger RNA. Lineage: Eukaryota; Viridiplantae; Streptophyta; Magnoliopsida; Brassicales; Brassicaceae. The record is from the annotation of a GenBank genome assembly.